AUGGCAUUGAACUCACAAAGUAGUAAUAAAGAUGUUGAUACAGUUAGAAAUCUAGAAAGUAGUAGCAGUUUCGAUGAAUUUGAAAACGAAUUUUUGAUGAAUGAUAGUAAUGGCGAUGACUCAAAUGAAAUACUUAGUGAUGAUGAAUUUGCAACCAAAAAAACAAAACAGGAAUCUCCUGUUUCGUUAAAAUCUUCAAAAAAUUCGAAAGAAAAAGAAUUAAAAUCGAGUAAAAAUCAAUCAUUUCAAGCUAAUACUCCUCCAGAAUCUGCACGCAAGAAACUUUCCUUUGUUAACAUUGACUUUGAAGAGCCAAAAGAGUCUCCAAUCACAGAAACUAAAGAAAUUUCAGCUAAAAAAACUACAAAAACUAAUAAAACUCCUUCGAAACAUAGUCAAAUCCCCUCUUGCUACAAUAGACCUCCUUCAUCUCGUAGACAUAUUGAAGAAGAUCAAAAUCAGAAGGUAAAUGCAACGAAACGACCAUCAAACAUAGCAAAAACAAAGAACAUAAGAUCGGAUUUACAAACACGUAAUAUCCAUCAAAAUGAUGUUAAAUCGAAUAUUACCAAAAAGACACCUAAUAAUGAUGACAAUCCAGCUAAUGAAAUUAAAAAGCGUAUCAGUGCUCUUAAAAAUCUUUCUAUUAAAUCUGAUAACAAAGAAGAAUCUUCUCCAACAACUGCAAGAAUAGCAAACUCUAACUUAAAGAAAGAAUAUACGCCAAUAUCAGCUCGAAAACAACCUGAAAUAAAGAGAGAUCAGCUUGAAAUCAAGAAAUUACCGAUAUCCCAAAUGAAAUCAAAUGAUAAACAAAAAAAUGAAGUAAGUCCAACAACUGCUAGACCGAAAACUGUAUCAACUGCAAGACAGAUUAAAGAUCAUCCUGUUUCACAACUUAAAAGAGACAAAGUCCCUGUUACUAAAAAUAAAAUUGAAUCGAAUGUUCCUUCUACUUCAAGAGUUCCUUCAAAACAAGUGCCUCAGAAGACUGAAAAGAGGCCUCCACAAACAGCAAGAAAUGAAAGGCCAAAACCAAUCAUAUCUGUGUUAGAUGAAUCAAUAAUGCUCAGAAAGCAAUGCGCUAAAGAUUUCUGUGAUGAUUUAGAUGAAGUAGAUGCAGAAUUAGAUGAUCCACGUAAAACUGGAAUAGAUUGGCUCGAUGAUAUGGCAGAGAACGAAGAAAAAUUAAUGUUGAAUUUUGAUGCAGAAAGAGCUCAAGAAGAUUCGAUGCUUAAUUUAUAUGAAGCAGGCGCUUCUAAAGCUGCUCAGAACAUUAAUCCUAAUGAUGAUCCUUUCGAUAAUAUUAUGAAAAUGAUGAAUGCUGGUUUUGAUGCAAUUCAUCAGCAAAGUAUGCGUGAUAAAGAGCUUCUUGAUGAAAGAAUUAUGCUCAUUCAAAAGAUUCAAGAGCAGCUUAAAGCUGAACCUCCAAUUGACGUUUCCGAUUGA
Molecule: messenger RNA, 1449 nt
Organism: Trichomonas vaginalis G3
Lineage: Eukaryota; Parabasalia; Trichomonadida; Trichomonadidae
Exons: 1
Coding region: 1-1449 (482 amino acids)
Source: RefSeq, a predicted model, not a curated record